AUGGAGCGAUCAUCUUCUCAAAGGGACCUUCGGUCCGAACGUCUAUCUCGAACCCCUUACACUCGACCUGAACCUUCCAGGCUGAGGAAAUCAGCCUCUAUGACUCCCUUUGCAACACUCAAAUCGAUAGUCAACUACGUUUCCUCCCCUUUUACGCGAACUUCAUCCUCAACGGCCGUUCUACCCACCCAUUCCACCUCCAAUGAAUUAGCAGUGAGGGUGACCGAUGUGGAUAUCGAUCAAAGGUCAGAAUCGGGUUCAGAGGAUGAAUGGAAUGGUGAACCACCAUCCAAGAUGGAAGGUCAGGAUAUCUUUUCUCUGGCCGCUGCAGCGGGCAGAGGAGGUGAUGAUUUUGACAAGAGGGCAGCAAGCUGGCGGAGUAAAGGUGAAGUCCCAGGUGGGAAAAGACAAUUGAACAGAUUAGCUCUUCAAAAUGCAUCUUCCGAUCUCAAACAGCUUGAACCUCCUACACCAACGGCACCAGGUCAUUUCAACUUCCUUAAAUCAUCACCUUCCAUGCCUGCUUUAUCCCAAUCUUCGUCUCUUCAAAUACCUUCCGCAUCAAGCAAACGACCUCGAUCGCCACUCGCUGCUCCCGAGUCUAGCACUUCGGCUUUACCUCAGGGAACACCCUUACCUUCUUCCUUCGUCAAACCAGCACCUACCACGCCAGUCAAUACGCAAGGACUAUCAGCUUCAGCCUCUUCAGUAGCCCUCACCGCAUUUUUAGAAGCCAAAAAGGGUCAACAGAUGACACCUGAAGACUUCAGAGUUAUCGAGACUCUGACUGAAAAUAUGAAAGCUGAAUCUCACUUGCCUGGUCAGACUCCACCGGAAAAGAAAUACGGUGGGUGGGCAGCUGGAUCCUAUCCCUCCGGUUCGGCGAUCAAAUCAUCUCAAUCUUUCGCAUCAUUCAAUACUCCUGCCAAAAGGACGGAGAAUGGAAAUGCUCAGACUCCUGGUACGGUUUUCUCUGUUGGCUCAACCACACCAAGGUCAAUCAAUCAACCUAGUCCUUAUAGACAGAGAUAUCUUGGUCCUGGCAUGUCGCCUAGGAGGUUGUUCCCUCAACCUAGGAAAUCAUCUUUGAAACCUCUUUUCAAUUUCGGAGCUGAGAGAGAAGAUACUUCGAAAGGGAAGAAGCGUAAAACAAACGAUGAAGAAGAAGUCAUGGAUGUCGAUCAAAAUACGUCUAGUACUAGCAGGGGUUUAUCGUCAAGCGCUUCAAUGCCUUCUCUUUCUGCUUUCUCGACCUUAUCCGCAAAUGAUAAGGAAAAACAGAAAUUAUCCGUUCCUUCACAUACACCAGCUAGACCUUCACCAUUAAGUCGAAAUAUCUCGUCGCCUGGAUCAGUCGCCUCUACUACACCUGUUGAUGAGAAAGCUAGAAAGAAAGCUGAGGCUGAGGCAGCUGGAAAGAAGAGAGCUGCGGAGAUCAUUAUGGAUAUAAUAGAUGAAGAGAUCGGACCUGUUAUACCUACCCGUAAAGCCGAACCAGUCAUAUUCAAUCCAUAUGAUCGAACUUCCCUCAACCCAUCACCUGCACCUGCUGUUCCGCCUACUGUACCCAGCACGGCUUUUGCUGGAUCUACGCCUAGGAAAUCAAAGGGGUCUUUCUCACCUGCACGAAGGACCCCUGCAAGAGGUGCUGCGGCGAAAUUGGAGUUGCAUAAAGAAGCUAUGAAGGGUAGUAAACCUUUAACCACCAUUGAGAGAAUCCAGGGUGUGAAACCGUGGGAAAAGGCUGGAAGUCCUGUUAGGUCCAGUAUUGGAAGAGUUGAGACACCCACACCAGAUGAGGAUAUAAUCGAAAUUGAUGAGCUUGUCGACGAAUCUGAAGCCUCGUCAUCUCGAGCACCUACACCUGCGCCCGCUCCCGUAUCAGCUCCUCCCAAACCUGAAACGGCAGCUGCAGCCAAGAUUCCAGCAGGAGAAACGUUCAAACCUUUCAAUCCACCUUCAAUCACAUUCAAUAAUCAACCUUUACCUCAAUCACAACCCGCUGUCAAAGAUAUUGAUACCACCUCAUUCGAUUCACCCAUGAGAAAAUCAAUUAUUCAACAAUCGUCAACUUCAGCUGAGGGGUCCAUCCCUAAACCUACUUUCUCAUUCAACGAACCAUCUCCUGCACCUUCGCCCGCUGACGAGGAAAUGCAAGAAGAACGAAGAGAAGUAACAGGGAAGUGCAGUACUGGCGAGAAUAACAAAUUGGAUUUAAGCAAGAUAUACCUCUCUGCGAAAGAUUCCGCCUUGAAGAUAUCAAAACCCGCUUUACCUUUCUUUACUUUCACUUUACCACCUCGACCAAUGGAAUCCACUCCGAAGAAGCAAGUAUUGGAAGAAGCCAAAAAGAGGGAUCAACCUACUUUUGAAUUCAGCCUGCCAGCAUCUUCCAUCGCCAAGGUGGCUGCUCCUGCUGCUGAAACUCAGUGGACUUGUGGGACUUGUAUGCUGAAGAACCCCGAAAGUGCGAAAGACAAAUGUACGAUCUGUGAAGAACCUAGACCUAAAGCUAGUUCAUCAUCAAGCAGUGUAUUCAGCACUUCGACUCUAGUACAACAAGCCAAGAAGAACGAUGAUCAAUGGACUUGUGGAACAUGCAUGUUGAAGAAUCCCGAUAGUGCAAAGGAGAAAUGCACCAUCUGCGAUGAUCCUCGACCGGCCCCCGCCCAAGUAUCCAGCAGCCAAUCUUCCAGUCAAAGUGGAUUUACAGGAUUUGGAAGUGGGUUCGGACCUAAGAAGACGGAAGGUACUUGGACAUGUUCCACCUGCAUGCUACAGAAUCCUGAGAGUGCGAAAGAGAAGUGUACCAUUUGUGAUACACCUCGAUAG
Kwoniella mangroviensis CBS 8507 is the source of this 2832-nucleotide messenger RNA. RefSeq lists its product as uncharacterized. The transcript has 4 exons. NCBI's taxonomy places the organism in Eukaryota, Fungi, Basidiomycota, Tremellomycetes, Tremellales, Cryptococcaceae. Bases 1 to 2832 code for a protein of 943 amino acids. The record is from RefSeq and is a predicted model, not a curated record.